AUGGCGGCUCAACCGCAGCCAGCAGCUUUCACAGCGUUAGCUGAAAAAUAUAGCCACCCUCAGCAUGGCCGCGAUCCAGAAGUUAUGCGGUUACGCCGAGAUCACAGUGUACUGGGAUCUCAAUUACCUCUGAAAAGUGGUGUUACGCCUCUUGAUCCUAAUUUCUAUGUCAGUGCUGCAGAGAAAACAGCAUAUAUCAUGCAGUCAGGCUAUCAAAGACACCGAUUUCAAGGAUUUACUACGAAAGAACUAGAAGAUAGCGAAGCACUUGCACCCAUGAGAAAUGGUGACGAAUACAAACCUCUCUCUGUUAACCACCUUCAUCCUUUGGUCGAAAAAAGGAGAUGGUUUCUGCCAGUCCCGGUUUUGAAUCAAGCUGAUUUUCCAAUGAAGAAUGGCAGGUCUGGUUAUUAUGAGGCCUCUAACGAUGAUGUCUGGGUAGCAUUACUCCCAUCACUUCAUUUAGCUACUCAAUAUCUAUAUCAAUCUGAUGCGCUACAAUGGUCAGGGCUCCAUAUUUGUCAUAAGAUGUUCCGACUAAUACCCGUAGGUGGUAUGCUUUAA
Mollisia scopiformis is the source of this 564-nucleotide messenger RNA. RefSeq lists its product as uncharacterized. The record is from RefSeq and is a predicted model, not a curated record. The coding region runs from base 1 to 564 and encodes 187 amino acids. The transcript is spliced from 3 exons. Lineage: Eukaryota; Fungi; Ascomycota; Leotiomycetes; Helotiales; Mollisiaceae.